Messenger RNA from Anas platyrhynchos (mallard), 5432 nucleotides. It is a transcript of the gene MYO1D, whose product is annotated as myosin ID. Gene Ontology annotation, biological process: endocytosis; actin filament organization; actin filament-based movement. Gene Ontology annotation, cellular component: microvillus; actin cytoskeleton; cytoplasm. Gene Ontology annotation, molecular function: ATP binding; microfilament motor activity; actin filament binding. The record is from RefSeq and is a predicted model, not a curated record. NCBI's taxonomy places the organism in Eukaryota, Metazoa, Chordata, Aves, Anseriformes, Anatidae.
CCCCCCCCCGGCCUCCCCCGGGGCAGCGCGGCGAGAGCCCGGCGGCCUCACAACGCCCCCCCCCGGUGCCUCGGCCACCCCUCCCCUCCGCACACCGCCACCAUGGCGGAGCAGGAGAGCCUGGAGUUCGGCAAGGCCGACUUCGUGCUGCUGGACACCGUCACCAUGCCCGAGUUCAUGGCCAACCUCCGCCUGCGGUUUGAAAAAGGACGUAUUUAUACGUUUAUUGGGGAAGUGGUCGUUUCCAUGAAUCCUUACAAAAACUUGAACAUCUAUGGGCGUGACAUGAUCGAGCAGUACAAAGGAAGGGAAUUGUAUGAGAGGCCUCCUCACCUCUUUGCAAUUGCUGAUGCGGCUUACAAAGCGAUGAAGAGGCGAUCAAAAGACACCUGUAUUGUAAUAUCAGGUGAAAGUGGGGCUGGGAAAACUGAGGCCAGUAAAUAUAUUAUGCAGUACAUAGCAGCCAUUACCAACCCUGGUCAAAGAGCUGAGGUGGAAAGAGUGAAGAACAUAUUGCUGAAAUCUAAUUGUGUAUUAGAGGCCUUUGGCAAUGCCAAAACAAACCGUAACGACAAUUCCAGCAGGUUUGGAAAAUAUAUGGAUAUCAACUUUGAUUUUAAAGGCGAUCCAAUAGGUGGGCAUAUCAAUAAUUACUUGCUUGAAAAGUCUCGUGUGAUUGUACAACAGCCAGGAGAACGAAGCUUUCAUUCUUUUUACCAGCUCCUCCAGGGGGGUUCUGACCAAAUGUUACGUUCUCUACAUCUUCAGAAGGAUGCAUCUGCGUACAGCUACAUCUCUCCUGGAGCACAGCUAAAGUGUUCCAUCAAUGAUGGUGCAGAGUUCAAAGCUGUAGCUGAUGCCAUGAAAGUGAUAGGCUUCAAGCAAGAGGAGAUUCAGACUGUCUACAAAAUUGUGGCAGCUAUUCUUCACUUGGGGAACUUGAAGUUUUCUGUGGAUGGUGAUACGCCUCUAAUAGAAAAUAGCAAGGUUGUGUCAAUCAUUGCAGACUUGCUGUCAACAAAAUCUGAGAUGGUGGAGAAGGCUCUUUUGUACCGAACUGUUGCUACAGGUCGGGAUGUCAUUGACAAACAGCAUACUGAACAAGAAGCCACCUACGGCAGAGAUGCCUUUGCAAAAGCUAUAUACGAGCGCCUCUUUUGUUGGAUUGUGACGCACAUCAAUGAUGUGAUCGAAGUGAAGAACUACGACACUACAAUACAUGGCAAAAACACAGUCAUUGGUGUCCUGGAUAUUUAUGGCUUUGAAAUAUUUGACAACAACAGUUUUGAGCAAUUUUGCAUUAAUUACUGCAAUGAAAAGCUACAGCAGCUCUUUAUUCAGCUAGUUCUGAAGCAGGAGCAGGAAGAGUACCAGCGAGAGGGAAUUCCCUGGAAGCAUAUUGAUUACUUUAACAAUCAGGUCAUUGUCGACCUGGUAGAGCAGCAGCACAAAGGGAUCAUUGCCAUUCUGGACGAUGCCUGCAUGAAUGUUGGAAAAGUUACAGAUGAGAUGUUCCUUGAGGCUCUUAAUAACAAGCUAGGGAAGCACGCACACUUCUCCAGCAGAAAGCUUUGUGCAACUGACAAAACCCUGGAGUUUGACAGAGACUUUCGAAUCAAGCACUACGCUGGAGAUGUGAUUUACUCAGUCAGUGGAUUUAUUGACAAAAACAAGGACACUUUAUUUCAAGACUUCAAGCGUCUCAUGUACAACAGCUCUAAUCCCGUGCUGAAGAUGAUGUGGCCUGAAGGUAAACUGAGCAUCACUGAGGUAACCAAGCGACCUUUGACAGCUGCUACCCUUUUUAAGAACUCCAUGAUUGCGCUAGUGGACAACCUGGCAUCAAAGGAACCCUAUUAUGUCCGUUGCAUUAAGCCCAAUGAUAAGAAGUCACCACAGAUUUUUGAUGAGGAACGUUGCAGGCAUCAGGUUGAAUACCUUGGCCUUCUGGAAAAUGUGAGAGUGCGCCGAGCAGGAUUUGCCUACCGCCAAACGUACGAGAAGUUUCUGCACAGGUACAAAAUGAUCUCAGAAUUCACUUGGCCAAACCAUGACCUCCCUUCAGACAAAGAUGCUGUGAAGAAGCUCAUAGAGAGUCAUGGAUUUCAGCAUGACGUUGCUUAUGGGAAGACCAAGAUAUUUAUCCGUACGCCUCGAACACUUUUCACCUUGGAGGAGCUGCAUGCCAAAAUGCUCGUGAGGAUUGUCCUCUUCCUACAGAAGGUUUGGAGGGGCACUUUGGCUCGUCUUCGCUAUAAGAGGACAAAGGCUGCCCUGACGAUACUCAAGUAUUACCGCCGCUACAAAGUGAAGGCCUACAUCCAUGAAGUUGCCCAACGCUUUCGCAAUGUGAGGUCAAUGAAGGAUUAUGGCAAGCAUGUGCAAUGGCCCACUCCACCAAAAGUGCUGCACCGAUUUGAAGAGGCACUCCAGAUGAUUUACCAUAGGUGGAGAGCAGGUGAACUCAUCCGGAGCAUCCCACCAAAAGACCUACCUCAACUGAGGGCAAAGGUUGCUGCCAUGGAAGUGCUGAAGGGUCACAGAGCUGAUCUUGGCCUACAAAGAGCAUGGGAGGGGAAUUACAUCGCACUGAGACCAGAUAACCCUCAGACCACUGGCUCCUUCAUCCCUGUUGCCACUGAGCUGAAACGGAAAGACAAGUACAUGAACGUCCUCUUCUCAUGUCACGUCCGCAAGGUCAAUCGCUUUAGUAAGGUGGAGGACCGAGCAAUCUUCAUUACUGAUCGACACCUUUAUAAGAUGGACCCUAUGAAGCAGUACAAAGUGAUGAAGACCAUCCCCCUCUAUAAUUUGAUAGGAUUGAGCGUCUCCAACGGAAAGGACCAGCUCGUGGUCUUCCACACGAAGGACAACAAGGAUCUCGUUGUCUGUCUCUUCAGUAAAGAGCCAUCUAAUGACAACAGGAUUGGAGAGCUGGUGGGAGUCCUGACAAGCCACUUCAAGAGCGAGAAGCGCGCGCUGCAAGUCAGCGUCACCAACCCGGUGCAGUGCAGCCUGCACGGGCGGAAAUGCACCGUCUCCGUGGAAACGAAGAUUAACCAAUCCCAGCCGGAUUUCACCAAGCAUCGUUCCGGUUUCAUCCUCUGCGUGCCAGGGAAUUAGCAUCCACGCCGCCGGCGCAGCGAGCCUGGGGAGAGAGCGGAGGAAAAACAGACUGGGGCCUUGGUCUCCCUCCCCGUGCCUUGGAUCUUUCAAGGGGAAUCACGUAGAGAUGCUCAGCUGUGACACAGUCAUGCACCCAAAAAGAUCUCUAAAGCCAGAGGUUUAGCAAACCCACAUUCAGGAGAGGGUUUUGCUACCAUAUGCAACAAAGGCUUAAAACAGCCAGUGUGGCCUGUCACCAUCUUACAAAACAGGCCAGAGUAUCAGGAAAGUGCAUCUGAAUUAUUCCAAAAAAGCAUUUAUCGGUACUUAGCCCUCUCCUCCCUUUCCCACGUUGAUUCUUCAGCCCUCUCCCCUGUUCCCUUCUGUGUUUGUCUGUCGUUUUGCAAUAUUCUGCAGCCUCCACCGGAGGAACCAAAGAAACCGGCUCAGGAAGGAGCCUGGUGAUAGGGCACCACAUCCUGAUGGGGACAGAGCCCCCUUUGGAGAGGAGGGCUGGUGUCUCUGCCGAGGAGCCGCCCGGCGCUCCCCCAGCCCCGCACGGAGUUGGGCUGGUCGGGGACACGCAGCUCAGAGCUUCCCUGCUGGCAUCCAGGAGCACAGAGGCAAGGUGGUGGGAGCCGGGUAGUGCAGCGCAACGGGGAGUGGGAUUCACAGUGCAGAGGUGUUGGGUUUUUUUAUCUAUCUGCAUUGUUUGUGCCUUAAUUACCCUCUCCAGUGACCAAAGCGGGUUCCCAUUUGGACCCAGCAGCCUUGCAGAGUUUUCAUGUGAUCCCAUGGCUUCUUGGUAUCCCCAGUGGUGAAGUUUGGUGAGGGCUGUAAGGAAGCACUGGCCGGGUCUCUGCAGGGGCCUGAGGGUCCAUGGACCCGGCCCAGCGCUGCCCCGCUUUGCACUAAGCAGCCGCUGCUUCUGGCAGGGCAGGAGCACAGACCCGGCUGCAAGGCCGGGCCCUUCCUCGAAGUUUCCUGGUUGGGUGUCAGCAGCCCCAUUGCCAUCACCUCGGCUUUUUGGCCAGCAUCACCGUUAGCUGAUGCACAGAGCUUGGCUAACCUCGCUCUUGGUGUUUUGUGUUUACGUAGGGUCGUGGUUUCACCAGCUCUCCUCUGUGCCAGGUACCCCGCCAGGCUUUUUAUUUAAUGCCAGCGAGCUGUAGCUCAGGCUGUGGAGGUGGUGUUUGAGCGGAGGCAGCUGUGGGACUGUUGGGAUCCCGUAGACCAGGUCCUGGCGCUGCUGGUCAGGUCAGGAUUUGCAGCCCCUGGGAUGCACCCCCAUAGGUGCAGCUGAGCUCUGGGCUUUUAGGAAUCAGACGCACCGAACGAACCCUAAAUAAAAUGCUUCAGAACCCAUGCCGUGGCCUUGGGGAGCAGGGGCAGCCUUUAUCCCCAACCACUGCCAGAGACCUGAGGUUGAUGGGACCAGAACCCAGAAGCCUGGAGCCACAUCCAGCCACUGGUCUCUGCUUGUAGGGAGCUGCUCGGGGACGCAGCAUCCCACACACGGGGGCUGCCCCACAGCCUCCAGAGGCCCCUCCAAGAGCUGGUAAGCACCAGGCACCCUCCAAAGGCUGCCCCACAGCUCUGUGGCAGCGACGUCCCAGCUCCCGACCAUGUCCCAUGCCCCCUGCCCUCUGCCCCAUGCCGAGUGCGACCACCCAGGGCCCCCCACAGCCCCUUGGCCACCUAAUCCCAGUUUGUGCCCCACAGUAGCAGCAGUGCCACUGCUGAAGCCAUCCCACACCUGGGCAGGAGGAGAGCGUGCUUGCCUUCAUCCCGAGGAAGCGCCAGCAGGAAAGUCCUCGCCAUUGCUGUGCCUUUCUAUUUGCACUUCUCGCUUUUUGUAUCUAAUGGUCCCAAAGCCUCCCUAGUGACACUAACCCGUAGGCAAGGUAGUGGCAGGAGUUUUAAUCAGCACUUUUAUACACUAUCCCUCCAACGAAAUGGUUGUACUGAAUCAUGAUGGACAGCAAUAAAUCGCGUGUGUAGGAAAUUUCUAAUGCUAUGAGAUGAGAUAGCAAUAUUGUAUGAGAUGAAAAAUGUCUUUAUAAAAUAUAUUAUCUGUUCCUGCUCUGGUUUUAUAUAUAUAUAUAAAUAUAUAAAAUAUAUAUAUUCCUGUUUUUUUUUUCCCAUAAAUUAACUAUUUCUAAAUUGAAUUUUGAUUUUUCAGCCUGGGGCGAUAAUGCAAUGAACUUUUUUUUUUUUUUUAAGUAGUUGAUAUUUUAAUGUGUAAAAAAGCAGAAAAACCUACUAUCAUUGACCUGGGUUUUUGUUUACAUAAUUCACUGUCAUAAAUAAAAGACCAAUUAGUUGCA